CGCGUUCAUCUGCAUCUGCUUGCUCGCGACCCUCUGUUGCGUCAAAAAAUAUGAACAGUCCUCUAAGCUCCAGCACUUCAAGCUCCGCGACACUUCAAUCUCGAAGAAGGAGCCGGAAGGAAAAUUCUGGGAGCGUGGCUGCUCCGGUGCGCAAGCAAUCCCAGCGUCGAGCUCGGGCGGUAUCGACGUCGUCUUCAUCCUCGUCGCCAUCUUCUGACGGAAGAGCCUCGGCAUCGAUAUACAACACAAAGGAGCUGCAACAUAAAUCCAAAAGCAAGCGUCAUCUUCCUCGUCCAGAGGUGGCUGCAAGGACAGGAGACGCAACCCGGAAAGUUAGGUUUUGUUCGAAGCCGGUUGAAGAGAUUCCGAAUUUCUAUGCAAGCAGUAGUGGAGGUUCCGAUUCUUCUUCAAGUACAUCAAGUUCCAGUUCUUCG
This is a messenger RNA of Amoebophrya sp. A120, 434 nucleotides long. The record is from the annotation of a GenBank genome assembly. Lineage: Eukaryota; Dinophyceae; Syndiniales; Amoebophryaceae.